CCAAGCUAAAAGAAUGCGCACAUCCAUCAAAAAGAUGACAUCAACAAAAGAGCGGGAUCACAAGAAUCCAGAAAAACCACUGUGGGGCCAAAUUCCCGUCCCAGUUCUGCUUGUCAUAUACACGCACUUGGGAGAUGUGGACAGGGUUUCAAUGGCUAGGGUAAUGUAUUUUAUAUAAAAUAUAUGACUAAACACCUUAUUAUUACCAAAUGAUAAAAUAGAAAUCAUGGGGUAAAAUUGCUGCUAACGUGGAUGGAUGUUUGGUUGAUGGAAAGAUGAGUGGAUUGGAUGAAUUGACAUAUUUGGGAUCUACUCAACCCGCAUUAAGUGACGUUGAUAUUUACAUGGCUGUGAGUGGAUGAUUAGUUUCGAGACAAUUUAAGACUACAACGUGGAAUUUUGAUAUGUGGCUUGAAACAAUCAACUUAGAACUCUACUGGAAAGAGUGCACAGUGAACUGCCUGUGUGGGUAUUUAAGGAACUCAAUAUUGAGAUUGUACGUGCAAACUUGUGCAAGACGCACGCUUUUGGUUGGCGUAAUUUUUAAUAACAUGGGCAGCAACAGCAACUGCAAAUAGAAGGAAACUUAUAAGGCAAUGUGUUGUAAAGACCAUAUUUUGAAAGUCAAUAAACAAGUAGAUAAAUUUUAAAAACCAGAACUGCCCUGCCACUAUCAAGGAAGUAAGUCUCCUUCCUCAAUAUAAAAAAUUGGUUUCAGGAUCAUUUGGUGAAAUUGUGGUACUAUCCAUGUGCACGUUAACAUUGGCCUUCUCAGAAAGUCGUAUUCAUGAUAGCUAUUGAAAAAUAAAGGUAGCAAAAGAACUUGGCACAUCAGAUGAGGUGUGGUAAAUGCCAUCUUAAUGUUUACUUUAACAGACCAUACUAUAACAAAGUCCUAAAGUGUUGAGAAUAAACAAUGCACAUAGAAAUGUUUUGUACACUUGACAAAUUCAUGCCCCAAAUCUGAACUAUUGGAGACCAAGGUGGCAUGCGCGCCCAACGUUAACAAAAAUAUCUUUUGAUAGCCAAACGGUAGAGUGUUUUACCAGUGUGUUAGCCAGGAUGCUAGACGGCGUGGGCUUGGACCUCACCAAAAUAUGAAUAACAGUAGAUGGACUAAAUGAUAGAUGUGUGAAUAGAUUAAAAGCUGGAUGUGUGAAUAAAUUAGAAACUGAAUGUGUGAAUAAAUUAGAAACUGGGUGUGUGAAUAUCAGCCUGAAAAAGGGCAUACAUCAGUAGUCAGAAAAUAUCAAAAAGCAAAAACCUUUCAAGAGAAACAAAGAAGCUAUUUAUAAAACUGUAAUCAGACCAGUUGCAAAAUACGCAAGUUAAACGUAGACCCUAACAAAAACGGCAGAAAACAUAUUAAACACAUGGGAGAGAAAAGUUCUCAGUAAAUUAUAUGAACCAACAAAGGAGGAAUAUGGCCAUCGGAGAAUGAGAACCAAACAUGACUUGUACAGUCUAGAUCAGGAUCUCACCCUAGUGGCAGAAAUUUUCAAAAAGCAGGCUACGCUUGGCAGGACACUUUGAGAGAAUGUCAAACGAACGAGGAGUGAAGAAGGUGCAUCGACAAAACCCCAGAGGAAAACGGAUCAAAGAGCAGACCUAGGCUUAUAUGGCUAGAUGAUGUGGAAACGAUCUACACUAAUUUGGAAUCCAAGCAUUGACAAGAAAAGCAGUAGUUAGGUGUGAGUUGAAGGCAGUUGUGACGCAGCCCUAAGAUUUACAUAGGCUGUAACGCCACAGGGAUGGAUGGAUGGACUAUGAACCACCUCUGUGCUAAGCCCAUUUUUUUACUCUAUCUAAUAUCAUAUUUGUACGGACAAUAAAAAAAAUGAUAUAAAUAAUAACCAGAAAACAAAGAUUGAUCAGUUCCUGCCACUGAGAGUCUCUUUUACAUGAACACUUCCUAAAUCACAUGCCUUUUUUCCUUAAUAAGGUGUGUAAGACCUGGAACCAAGUCUUCCAUUUUCCCGCGCUUUGGAGAACGCGAUUGAUUGAAUUCGGCGGACGAAGAUCAAAAGGAAAAAUCAAAUAUGACGCUUUAAUGAAGUCUAAAAAAGCAUCACCAAAGUCUUACGGUACAGUAACGUAGCUGCUUUACACUGUUACAAUAAUAGACUAAUUUAGUGGUACAACUAACAUUGUUACACAAACAACAUACCUUAAAAUUGCCUUCUAGUACAGCUAAAAUAUUGGUACUAACCUAGCAUAAUAUAUUAUGUUAUAACAAAUAACAAACGGGAAGGCUGUAAGCAUGUCAGUUGCCCUCAGGUCGUUGUAUAUGCAUCAGGCCAAAAUAAUCACUUUAUAGUUUCAACGCCAUGUUUCUUUUCUUCGAUAUCCAUACUUUACGUUUCACCAUAAGUCCUUAAUCCAUUUUUGUUAUUACACAUUCCUAAUUAAUGUCUCAUUAGGAAAGUGUUCGAUCAAAUUCGCUGAACAGUUCGCGACCUCUCUUCAAGACAUUACGAUUAAAUUCCAUCUAAUCCAUGGGCG
Messenger RNA from Lymnaea stagnalis (great pond snail), 2502 nucleotides. Lineage: Eukaryota; Metazoa; Mollusca; Gastropoda; Lymnaeidae. The record is from the annotation of a GenBank genome assembly.